Molecule: messenger RNA, 1006 nt
Organism: Penaeus vannamei (Pacific white shrimp)
Lineage: Eukaryota; Metazoa; Arthropoda; Malacostraca; Decapoda; Penaeidae
Source: RefSeq, a predicted model, not a curated record
CGGAGGGAAUCGUCGAGAAGAGGACGAGGGAGAGGGAGAGGGAGAGGGAGAGGGAGGCGUCGAGACAGAGUAGCUUCAACGGGACGAGGCCGGUGUUGGAUCGGUCGGUGUCGGCCUGCUCCCGACGCACCGGCGGAGCGUGUUCCAAGGGCGGCUACGUGGCACUCUGGAUCCACGCCGAGAGGGACGCGGCCAACGUCGACCUCCUCCUGUCCCUCCUGCAGGACGCGCCUCUGCUCAUCCUCCAUCUGUUUAUCAUGACGAGGACUCUCUCCCGAACAGGGCGCUGCACGGCCAUCUUAGCCAGACGAUCAUAUGGCAGAUGACCUCGGUGACAGCCUCCCUCCUGACGCUGGCCUGGUCCGUCGCCUCCUUCGUCCGCGCCGUCAGGCUGUGCGAACCGGCGCUCGGGAACCUCAGCAUCCUCGACCUGGUUCUUCUCACCCUCUCCCACUUCUGCUCCAUCGCGGCAGGUAAUGAGCUUUUCCCUAUUCGCGUCGAAGCUUCUGGUGGCGUUCGUGAUGGUGGUCGCCUUCCACUGGGUGCUCAUGUCCCUGUGGGUGCUCUCGCAGCUCCUGUGCUUCCCUCGGACGGCCUCCACUCGCGCCGCCUUCGCCCACGACCGCCAGCGGGGCCUCUGCCACCAGCUCGACGACGUCCUCUACGCGGGCGCCAUGGGCCUGGUGUUCCUCUUCACCUUCGUGGACGUGGGCGGCGUCGCUCCCAAGACACAGAGCCUCAUGUACCACGUCCUGAGGCUGCUGGAGGAGGCCGUCCUUCUCACUGUGUGGUGGGUGCGGGCCGUGGGCGCCGCGCGGUAUUGAUUGCGGGCGCUGAAGGUCAGGUGUCGGUCAUCUGGGUGGAGGGGUCGGAGUGGUACCACUGGCUGCCCAUCUUCCUGGUCCCGGUUCUCUUCUGCCUUAACCUGGCCUUUGACACUCUCCUGACUGUGAACUCGACCCCCUCCCGCUGCGCCCCCCUCUCUGCCUCGCCCGUCCCCGUCUGA